Molecule: messenger RNA, 1199 nt
Organism: Oncorhynchus kisutch (coho salmon)
Lineage: Eukaryota; Metazoa; Chordata; Actinopteri; Salmoniformes; Salmonidae
Gene: epd
Product: ependymin
Exons: 6
Coding region: 164-829 (221 amino acids)
Biological process (GO): cell-matrix adhesion
Cellular component (GO): lysosome; extracellular region
Molecular function (GO): calcium ion binding
Source: RefSeq, a predicted model, not a curated record
UUGGACCCAUGGAGGUGUUCUGUUUAAUCCUGUGGUUGGACCUGAUAAAAAGGACCAGUGUGUCCAUCCAUCCUGUCACAGUACCUGGAACCACUUGGAGUCGUGCUCGUCCUUUCUGAGUUGUGCAGUUUGAGUGUUAACCUCAGUCUCCCUCCAAGAGAAGAUGCAGGCCUUUGCCGUCGCUGCCCUCUCCAUCUGGCUGUGUCUGGGUGCCACCACCCUGGCAGAGUGCCACAUCCCACAGCACUGCACAUCACCUAAUAUGACUGGGGUCCUGACUGUGCUGGCCCUUACAGGAGGUGAAAUCAAGGCAACUGGACAUUACAGCUAUGACUCGACGGACAAGAAGAUACGUUUCACUGAAAGUGAGAUGCACCUCAACAAGACUGAACAUCUGGAGGACUACCUGAUGCUAUUUGAAGAGGGGGUCUUCUAUGACAUUGACAUGAAGAACCAGUCCUGUAAGAAGAUGUCUCUGCACUCUCAUGCUCACGCUCUGGAACUCCCCGCUGGUGCAGCCCAUCAGGUUGAGCUGUUUUUGGGGAGUGACACUGUUCAGGAGGAGAACAUCAAUGUGAACAUAUGGACGGGAUCCGUGCCAGAGACUAAGGGCCAGUAUUUUUUGUCUACUACUGUGGGAGAAUGUCUACCACUCAGCACUUUCUACUCAACUGAUUCCAUGACACUCCUCUUCAGCAAUUCCGAAGUGGUCACUGAGGUGAAAGCCCCUGAAGUAUUCAAUCUGCCGUCUUUCUGUGAGGGUGUGGAGCUGGAGGAGGCUCCUGAGGGCCAGAAGAAUGACUUCUUUAGUCUGUUCAACAGUGUCUAAGACAGUGGCACCAGGACCUCCAGCCCCAACCAACCAAGAGUGUGGCCAGCUAAUCCUCCUAGUUGUUUCUCUCCCUCUCAUAACUACAUUUGAGUGUUUCAUUGCAAAUUCUUCUCUUCUGUUAGACCAGAUAUAUAUCAUAAUAUACUUUCUUUGAUUAUUCCUCUUUGAAGACAUUGCAUAAAGAUUAAUCAGAUGAAAAAAGGAAAGUUAAUGUUAAGUUGUCAUGUUAAUGUAAUCUCUACGUUUGAACGGGAUAUAAGGGGAUAUAACGUUUGUAAUUGACACUAUUAAUCUGUCACUUAAAGUUGCUAAUGUGUAGGAGGUCUGCAUAGGCAAAUGAGAUAAUAAAAACUCAACAUCUUUUCGA